Durio zibethinus is the source of this 4550-nucleotide messenger RNA. Lineage: Eukaryota; Viridiplantae; Streptophyta; Magnoliopsida; Malvales; Malvaceae. The record is from RefSeq and is a predicted model, not a curated record.
AUUUUAAUGAUUUAAAUAUAUGACAUGAUUAAUAAUAUUAGCAUUUUAUUAUAUUUGUAAUACCUCCACUUAUGAGAUAGGUAAGGUAUAUGGCAAUAACACUAAUAUAAUUAUGUCAGCAGUUAAAUAGAACUCUCGACUCAUAUUAGGGAGAUAAUUUCUUAAUUCAAUAAAAAAGAGAUGUUUAAUCCAAUUAAAAGCGAUGGAGUUGUGGCCAAAAAGCAUUAAGAGAAAUUAUUUAUAUCAUAGUAUUUAAAGAAUUGUGGCCAAAAAAUAAACGAUAAAGCCACGGCCAAUAAUUGUAUUCUUAAUUUAUGAAAGAAAUAAUUCUCAACUUGGUAUCAAGGAAGUUCACUUGAUAGCAAGUAUAAGCGACAAAGCUAGGUCAAUAAUUGUAUUCUCAAUUUAUAAGAGAGAUAAUUCUUAACUUGAUAUCGAGGGAGUUCACUUGAUAGCAAGUAUAAAUAAUAAAGUUGCAACCAACGAACAAGCGAUAAAGUUGUGGCCAAAAAAUAAUUCUCAAUUUGUAGAUAAUUCUCAACUUGAUAUUGAGGAGAUUUAUUUGAUAGCAAGUAUCAAUGAUAGAAUAGCGAUCAAGAAUGAGCAAUAAAGCUAUGGUCAAGGAGUGAUUCUUAAUUUCAUACUAAGGAGGUGAAUUCUCAACCUAGAAAAAAGGAGAUCAAACUACACUAUGUAUUAAAGAAAUAAUUUUUUCUCAACCUAAUACCAAGGAGAUUAAUUUGAUUUCAAAACGUGAAUUGCUAAAUUGAGGCCAAUAAAAAUGGAUUCAACACAGGGGCCAUAUCAACUUAUAUCUCAAUUUGAUUUUGAAGAUUAAUCUCAUGUACAAUUAAAGAAAACUCUCAAUAAAGUUUAAGGUAAUAACUUUUUUCUUAAAGUUAUAAGAAGGCAAACAUUUUCAUCACUUUUGCAAUUUUGGUAAAAAAGCAUGCAUUAUAAUGGACAUUUGUUGGAAUAAUAAAUGCUUUUCAUUUUCUCAUGUUAAGCUUUUUUUUUAAUUGAAAUUUUUAAACGUGUAUAAACAAAAUAAUAAUAGUAAAGAAAUGCUUGAAUAGUUGAAAAUAGUAAAAGCUAAAGACUAAAUAUUUGUAAUUGAUUAAACUUCUAAAAUGAAAGAAUAAAUGUUCCAAUCAAAUUAUUGCUCCACCACUGAGAAUCUUGUGGCAUUAAGAUUUUUCACAUCUAGUAGAGUAGCUCAUGUCAUGUCUUUGGUGAAGUUUUACUCAAUGCAAUCACUCCUCCCCAUGGAGUUACCAAAAUGUAGAGAGGUUUUUUGUUAAGGUGAGGAACCGUUGCAAACAAGUAGAGCAGGAUAUGUAGGGAAACAGCGUAGAGGAAGAUUGGAGCAGAUCCUGAAGCAUGUUUGCUGCGGCAGGUGGUGAAGCAAGGUUGAGUAAGCAAAAGAAUAAGGCUGAAAAAAAUAUUUAGGAAGAGAGAAUUACAGAUAAAUUUGAGUAAAUUUGCCAAAGUCUCCAAAAGUCUUCCAAAUGAAUUAUGGAAACUUAUAUUUAUAGGUUUCAAGAAUAGAAGUUAUAUAUCUUGAGUGUUAAAUAGUAAUAAUAGUGAAAUUGAUGGUUAUAAAAGGUAUUAAUAUAUUAAAUAUGAAUAAUGGUGAAUAAUGGAGGAAUUGACCGUUACUGUAUUGGUUAAUGAGAGUUUAAUUAGCUUUUGGUGAUAGGCAUGGUGAAUAUAGAAAUUCAUUAUCUGUUCUGAAAAAAAGAGAGAAGCACUCAUAUUUUAGAAAAGAGUUAAGAGGAGCCCUCCUAACUAUCUCCAUUUCUGAUCCACCAAGCCAUUCUCCAAAACAUUCCAAUAGUGGAAUUAACUCAAGAACCCUGUCAUAUUUCAAGAAUAUUUGCCUUUCUUCAUUCAGUGAAGUAAUAUUCAGUGAAGCAUUUUUUACGAAACAACUCUUAGUGAAGUAACUUUUGGUGAAAGAGUUUUUGGUAAAAGUGUUGAUGUUGUUCCUUGAGGAAGUUGUUCUAAGAACAGCUGUUCUAUAAAGGUGUUGUUCUAUGAAGAAGUUAUUUCUUGAAUAGUUGUUUCAUGAACAGUUGUUCUAUGUUCUAUGAAAGAGUUGUUCUAUGAAUAGCUAUUCUGUAAAAUAACAUUCACUGAAACAAUCUUAUUACCUAUUUUGACUUAUCCUCAACUUUAAUAAUUUUAAAAAAAUUUAAAAGAAUAAAAUAUUAGUAACCGAAAUCAAGAAUUUACGACGAGUAAUCUUAUUUCCUGUUUUCUUUAAUUGCCAAAGAAAAUUUUAGAUAGGUUCUUUUCUUGGGAAGUGCUGGCUGGGUAAUGAAAGCAACUUAAAAAUUGGAAUUCGUUAAAUAAAAAUGCUUUAAUGGCCUUGUGUUUAGUCUCAUUUUUGCCAUAUGACGGGUUAUCAACAACAUUUUUAGGAGUAACCUGGAGCCAGUUCCUAUCCUACUUCCCCUAAUGCUGUUUGAAUUUUGAUAAUGACAUAUUACAUUAGCGUGAUUAUAAUUUGCUAAUCUGAGACAUCUUUAUGUUCUAGUUUUGUUGGGUGCAUGACCUGAACCAACAAUAUCUGAAGUCUAACCAUUCUGCUUACUGCUUGUCAUUACUAGUUGGAUCUUGAUAUUUGAGUGAGUACAUUCUAUAGUAUUUUUCAAUUGGACCUAUUCUUUUUGGUGGUGAUGAAUUCUAAGAAUUCCUCAGUUCAUUGUGGGUUUUCAUACUUUCAGAGUAAGAAGAAACCCAUUGAAGUUGCAGAAGAAUUGGAGGCAGAUCAGUAUCAUGGGUUCAACCUGAUCUUGGUUGAUCUUUGUUCAAAAUCAAUGCUUCAUGUGACAAACAAACCGAAGGAAAAUGGAAACUUUGUCACUGUGGUUUCACCUGGGAUUCAUAUGCUAUCAAACGCAAGCCCAGAUUCACCUUGGCUCAAGGUAAAAAGGCUUCAGCGAUUGGAUCAUAAUUUCAAGGUCAUGGCUAGAUACGGUAAAAGAAGAACUUCCCCUUGCAUAUCUAUGACAACAGUCUGUGCAGGGGCGUUUUGGCUACAGAAACCAGUCAGCGUUGUCUGUGAAAUCAAAUGGGGAGUCUGCUUUUAUGAAAGAUAUUUGGGCAAGCAUCUCUGGAAAUUUACUGAGAGAACAUACUCUCGUAAAUCAUAAAUACAGUAGUCCCACCAUGCAGACCAAGUUUCAACUCGUUUACUGACACCAACAAUAACAUACUUCUCUUACAAGAGAAAGUCGUCCCUACGUUACAGAACUAAAUGGCCAUUUUUCACAUUAUGAUGAAACAACAGAUUGCAUAAGCUCGCUCGAGCUUAUAACAAUGUUGAAAACCUGUCCUGCUCACGAAGCACAGGUGACAUAGGAGCAACCGGUACCACAUUUACAGAACAGCUUUCCGCUCCCAGUGAAUUCAGUCUCGUUGCUUGUGCAUGGAUUGCAGCGACGAUGCUCCCCGGAGAAGCAUCUCUAGUGGUAUGUACCGCUCGUAGUCUCGCUGGCUGUGCACCUGUUUGAUUAUUCCCAAACAUAGUAUCAUUAUAUUCAUUAAGGCAAUAACUCUUAGAAUUGGACUGAAACCUGUGCUCUGUAGGGGUAAGAUUAUAAACCAUAACUUAAGGAGGUGGUCGAUUUAAAUCCACACAGACAGCCAAGUAGGCCAUGGAUUGUAUCAGUACCACUAUAGCAAAUGAGAGAGGAAUCAAAGAGGGGCCAUCUCCUGGGGCACGAUAGUUUGGCAGCCAUUAAGAAUCCCAACUGUCUAUGCAUGGCUUGUCAUAGCCAAAUAUCUAUCAAUAUGCUGCACACAUGCGGCGCUCACGAAUGGUACGUCAGAGCAAAAUUUAUACUAUCACUGACCGCCAGCAAAGACAUUUGCAUGUUUUAAUUGCCCCCAAAGUCCCAAUUGUGCUGCGGAUCAAUACAGGCUAAAAGAGAGGAAACCAGGAGAAAAGAAAAAAAAAAGAAAGAGUAGGGACUAAUGAACCUGCCGCAAGCCAUGCCACCGGGCAUUGGGAAGGACAGCCACACGACGACCCCUCUAACUUCAGCCCUGUUAUCCGCCAUUUUUCAGUCUUGUUAUAUGAAUUGUGAAGCUGAGUGUGAACCACCCUGUAUUGCCUUGGUAUUUUGAAAAUCUCAACAAUAAAACUGAAAAACACGCCAAAAAAUUUCACUGCAAAUUUUCUCCAAAUAACAGUAGAGCCAAUGGAAUGGGAACAGGCUCGGGGCAGGGACUUGAUACAGAUGAUGACACAUAUACUAAAUAAAUUUAUUUAACCUGUUCUAUUUCUCCCUUCUGGUUUUGCUAAAGGACUUUUCAUCGUUGAAGCACCUUAAAGUUUGGUUUAGAACUUGACAAUUCAAUUCGAGUUAAUUGUAUUGAGAAUAAGACGUUUCGAGUUCACUUGGGAUUGAUCCAUAUUGGAAAAGUUCGGGGUUUUCCUCUUAUAAUUUUUUUUAAAAAUUUUUUUGAUAAAAGGAUUCUUAUAAUUAUAGUUCUUAAUGAUAUUAGAAUAAUGAGAUUAAGGUUUAAUUGAAGCGUUACUG